GUUAUAAGUAUUAGUAAUACCCAGAGAAAGAAUACAAUACAGUGAGUUUAUGAAAUCCUUGAAAAUGGGUUUGAAGUUGGAGGAAAAGAUGGUGGCAGAAUACGUUGAGUCACGUCUCAGAGAGUUACUCAAUAUACCCAUUCUUUACUUUCCUCAUCAUACUCCAGAAGUAAAAGUGAAAAGGAAGAUGAUCGAUUUAGGGGCAGCCCAGAAUCUGAUUGCUCCAUUAGACUCCAUCCACUCCAACAACACUAGCCUCUUUUUUCCAAGUGCAGAGGAUCUAAAGUAUGAGACGCCUGCUAUGGAUCUGCUAUCUUCCUCCCUUGGCAGAUCGAAGAAGAAGAUUAAAAUUAUAACUGAAAUGGUGGAAUGAACAGGGCUGUUUUGCUAGAUUUAAUAUUCAUGUAUAAGUGUACAAGACAAUGUUUCUUUGUUUAAUCAGUAGAAAUAUAACAACUGGUUGGACUUUGUUUUGCAUUCAAGAUGUUUAUUUUUCUGUCUUGCAAACAUUUCAAUUAUUUUUUCCUGGUUUA
Messenger RNA from Cryptomeria japonica (Japanese cedar), 533 nucleotides. RefSeq lists its product as uncharacterized. Lineage: Eukaryota; Viridiplantae; Streptophyta; Pinopsida; Cupressales; Cupressaceae. The coding region runs from base 50 to 373 and encodes 107 amino acids. The record is from RefSeq and is a predicted model, not a curated record. The transcript is spliced from 3 exons.